AUGCAACGCCUCGGCACUUUGAGACUGAUUGAUCCAAAACAAGGCGCCGUUCUUCCUUACGAGAUCUUUCUCAUGGUGGUCGAAGCCGUCAUCGACAACGCAGUGUCUCAAUCAUCGAUGAAACCCAGAAUCUUGAAGACCGCCUAUAUCCAUGAGGACUUCCCAGAUGAUUUCCCGGACAACGACCACGGCACCCAUCUCAUUGUCAAGUGGCCCACCGACCUUUUCAAUCGCUUCCAUCUCAUCCGCGACAUUCGUCAGGUCAACCGGCAAGCUCGAUGUUUGGUCGAGAACACGUUCUUUCAAAUUCCUGCGGCUUUGCAUGGCAAGCGGAUAUACGGAUGCCUGCCCGUCGUCAUGAUCUGGACGUGCCCUCAAGCUGACGCAUUCGCGUACCCAUCCAUCAACGAAUUCCCAGAGGACGAUCGAAUUUUCGGGCGUAUAGAGAACGUAACCAUGAAGGCGAUAAGUCUGGACGCGCAAGAAAUUGCCAAUUGCGUCCUGGCUUUGCCGAACUUGCGGUCCAUUUACCUGACGCCCAGCGAGACGUGGGCGCAGCGCCUCGACAACGAGCCUCACAACCAUGCUGAAGAUUUGCCACUCGACAUGAUUUCGUGGCCCGACCUAGAGCAUGUAGCAACUGUGCUUGGAACAGCUACGUCACAAGUUCUCUGGGACCGCAACAUUCGCGUCAUCUUCGCGACGCACGACGGCGAGCGUCUCGACCGCGCGUUCGAGCUGGUUCGUACAAUCGACGCUAAUCCACAGGCUGACGAGGGUGAUUGGGGCAUUCGAAUGAGGUUCUUCGAUCUUGAGUGUUAUUGCUAUUAUUACUCUACGGAUGAAGAAAUCGUCAACAACGCGGGCUGGGACAGGCUUCCAAUUGUAUGGCAUGACGGCGACUCCGACGAUAGCAGCGGCGGAGGUAUUUAG
This is a messenger RNA of Colletotrichum karsti, 933 nucleotides long. RefSeq lists its product as uncharacterized. The transcript has a single exon. The record is from RefSeq and is a predicted model, not a curated record. NCBI's taxonomy places the organism in Eukaryota, Fungi, Ascomycota, Sordariomycetes, Glomerellales, Glomerellaceae. The coding region runs from base 1 to 933 and encodes 310 amino acids.